ACCACCGCCGUUACGCGUGAGUCAGUGCGGGAUCGGACGGAGGCGACGCACGCAAAAUGGCUUCGGGCGACAAUGUGGACGUGAUCGAGGUGGUCGAGACGACGAACUUCCCCGGUCCGGCGCAGCCUAAAGCGGACCACCUCAAACCGGAACAGUCCACCGUCGAUGAGGAUUAUAAGUCGACCGGAGAAAAAACAACAGCGUUUGACAGUUCGGUAGUGCAACAUGGUACCACAGGCGGAAAGAACCCCGUGGGGGUGUCGCGAAACAAAUCGGAGCGAGAGAGGAAGAUCGGUCAUCGAAGAGUUGGAGUGGGAGGUGAAAUCACGUAUAAGAAGAUCCAAACCACACAAAUUAUGGGAUCUAUACAGUUGGGCAUACAACAUGCUGUUGGCGGUCUUGCGAGCAAACCCGAACGCGAUUUAUUAAUGCAAGACUUCAUGACAGUGGAGACAACGAACUUUCCUAGCGAAGGAUCAAAUCAUACUCCAGCCCAUCACUUCUCGGAGUUCAAGUUUAAAAACUAUGCACCCAUUGCAUUUCGUUAUUUUAGAGAUCUCUUUGGUAUUCAACCGGACGAUUUUUUGAUGUCAAUGUGUAGUGCACCACUGCGCGAGUUAUCAAAUCCUGGUGCUAGUGGGAGUAUCUUUUAUCUAACGGAUGAUGAUGAGUUUAUAAUAAAGACUGUACAACAUAAAGAAGGAGAGUUUUUACAAACCUUACUUCCAGGAUAUUACAUGAAUCUAAAUCAGAAUCCAAGAACUCUGUUGCCAAAAUUUUUUGGGUUGUACUGCUAUCGAUGUAAUAGUAAAAACGUUAGGUUAGUGGCUAUGAAUAAUCUUUUACCUUCGUCUGUAAAAUUACAUCAAAAAUACGACCUGAAAGGAUCUACGUAUAAGAGAAAGGCAUCGAAAACGGAACGUUCGAAGUCUUCUCCAACGUAUAAAGAUUUAGAUUUCAUGGAGCACCAUCCAGAGGGCAUCUUCUUGGAAGCUGAUACGUACAGCGCACUAGUAAAAACUAUACAACGGGAUUGUCGUGUAUUAGAAAGUUUCAAAAUCAUGGAUUAUUCUUUGCUCGUUGGCAUUCAUAAUCUCGAUCAAGCUGCAAAAGAAAAAGCACAAGAGCAAAGAUUAUCAGCGAGCGCUGAUGAAGAAGUUGGGGAAGUAGGCGAGUCCGAUGGAUUCCUACAAAAUGAAAGAGAAAAAGAAAGAGAAGAUAGAAUAGGCGCUACCGCUUUAAAUCGAUCGCGCAGUAUAAAUCGUCAAAGAUUAGUUGCUCACAGCACGGCGAUGGAAAGUAUACAGGCCGAGAGCGAACCGAUAGACGAGGAAGAUGACGUACCUUCAGGCGGCAUUCCUGCCAGAAACGCGCGUGGCGAACGCCUUUUACUAUUUAUUGGUGUUAUCGACAUUUUGCAAAGCUACAGGCUGAAGAAAAAGUUGGAACAUACGUGGAAAUCGAUGAUUCAUGACGGAGAUACCGUAUCGGUUCAUCGGCCAGGAUUUUAUGCGCAACGUUUUCAAGAUUUCAUGGCCAAGACAGUAUUCAAGAAAAUACCAUCACUGGAUCUGCCUGAGAUUAAGGGGAAUCAUCGCAAAUUCCGUAACCUCGUCACCAGCUACAUAGCUUUGAAACAUUCCCCAUCAAAGAGAAAAAGCAUCACCAGACCGCUGAGGCCGUUGGAGGGUGACUUUGAUUCAACCGCGGUGGCGGCAACUGGAGGUACGACAGUGCAUGCUACAUCACCUACGAAGGCCGGUGGCACCCUUCCUUCUACCUGUUCCACCCCGCCCCCGCCUUUUGACGAUGCAGUCCGCUCGAACGACCAAACCUUGGCUUCCGGUGGUCAUCUGCAGCAGCCGGGUACCAUCCUCUCGAGCAGCGGCCAUGCGAAGCAGAACAAAGUUGUUCAUCACGUUACCCUCACCAAGACGUAUCACGACAGUGUGAGGAAAAGGAAAAUUAUAUCGGACGUGCAUUUGGAGAGCAGCGGUAGCGGAAGCGGCAGCGGCGGCAGAGAAACCAAGUCGUCGCUGAGCGUUGAAAGUGGUGGCAGCAGCCGAGGUGGCGGUGGUCUCACUUGGACUCCGCCAGCAGGAAGCGCCGAAGGUUCGACACCCACGUGGACCGAAGGCACGCCGUCCUUCACCGAGAGUUCCAGUAGCGGCGACAUAGGUUGCCCGACGACACCGAUCAAGGGUGCUCAACGUCAGGACGACGGUGGAAGGAUCGCGGCCACCGUGGAGGAAGCACUGGCGAGUCUCACAACCGAAAUGAAACGUACGGCCUCUUUGGAACGCUCCAUGCGAGAGAGUCGGACUGUCUGAACGCUUUGUCUAUUUCCCUGAAUCAGGAGAUACUGCAGCGCGAGUGAAAAUGCACGACUCUCUCGUCGUCGUCCUCCUCCUCCACUAAUCUCCGUGCGCAACGUGGGUGAUCUGCACCAUCUAACGACGAAAUCUUCGAGAGAGAAAGGGAGAGAGAGAAAGAGAGAGAGAGAGAGAGAGAGAGAAAGGGAAUGAGAGAGAAUGCAUGCAAACGAAUGUGGAUGCGAAAGAGGAUUGCAGAAUGAUUAGCGAAACAUGGUUUAACCCUUGACUGGUCGCGUUAGAACAGGUUGUUAUAAUUAUUGUUUUAAUAUGUACAUAAUUGUUUAUUUUUAAAUGAUAAAUUUUGUGGUUUAUAAUCGGCGCGCUCUGACACUGGUGUUGGCAUUGAAAAUUUCACACACACUGCUCCGUGCAAAAAAGGAGAUGGUGCUUGUAUUUUUGACUCUCUUUCUAUUUGUUCAUCGUUUGUUUCACUUUCCGUUCCGCUAUAUUUUUAUCCGUUCUCCAUUCAAGCAUCUUAGAAUAAAGGACGACUUCUAAGAUCGAAUUUGUGUCUAGAAUCUUGUGGUAUGUUUGUUCGCUGUGUAUUAUUGUAAUUAAAUUUCUUGUCGCAACUUACUUGAUCGCACGACUACUUAAGGGUUAAAAACAAAGGAGGAUAAUAACAUAACGAAUAGCUCGGGGAUCGAGGCGAAUUUGUUAGAAACGAGAGGAAUUGCAUGAGUGAUCGAUUCAUUCCAUUUUGACAACGCGUUCGUGUUUCAUUCCACCAAUGAAACGUUUGUACUUAACGCGAUACUCAGAAAACACACGUUUUACGUGCAUUUCGGUAGAGACGCGUUCGUCUCGAUCCGCGACUACAUAUAUAUAGUAUUAAUCCGUUAUUCACAUGUAUAUCUGUAUACAUAAAAAAAAAAAAACAAAAAAACAAUAUGGGCGAUUAUCUCACUCGAUUGUGCUUCCCGUUGCGAUAAGGGAAACACUUUCGAAUAUCCUUAUAUGGGCAUCCUUAUAAAUCUUCCUGAGUAUAGGAGAGUCAAUAAAUACGUAUAUAUAUAUACAUCAUUACGGUUAUAUAUUUAAAACAAAAGAAAAGACAACGUGAUAAUCGUCGGCCUACAGUACUCGAUAACGCUUUUGACAAUUGUUCGAAAUCGGCUUUGAGAAGCGGUUAAAAUGCCAUUCCCAAGAGCCAAAAUGUUUUUCUAUCAACUUUUGAAAAAAGACUGACUGUAAGAGAACAAUCUCAAUCGUUGUGAAUAUACAUAGGUUCUUGAUCGAUAUAUUUUUAUUUCAUCUUCUAAGCCACGCGGAGAAUUUUAUUUUAUGAGAUAUUUAAAUAAUUGAGGAUAUUUUUCGCAAAAGUAACAAGACACAAAUAUCACGACAUAUAUUAUUAGAUCGCAAAUUGCGUCGUAAGCAAUUUACAAAAGAUUACAAUUAUAUCAGAAGUAGAUGUAGAAGAUUGUAAGGAAUUAAAGUUGCGGAGAAAAAUUGUGCGCGCAGAAUGGCAUUUUAUUCACUUUUUCAAACGCUUUCACGCGUAAUCUAUUAUCCGCACAUUAACUCACGCGUCUCUUUCCUAAUCGAGUCAUCGCCGUCGAUAAAUCGAUAUAUCAUAAGUUUAAACCGAUUAACACUCACUAACACGUAAGAGGUGUGAGAUCGUAUGCAAUGCAAAGUUGGCAUUGUCGGUGAUGCACGAAAAAGCGGCUGUAUAUAAGUAUAUAAAGUAAUGCUUGCGCAUAGUUCGGCUAGCAAAAAAAAAAAGGCCCGCGCGAUUCCUUUUUAUUGCGGUAUAUAUAUAUAUAUAUAUAGUGUUAGUGUUAUGUACAUGUAUAUCUAUAUGUGUCUCUCACGUUUUGUCUGUCUUCUGUAUGUAUCUAUACAUACACAUGUUUGUACACACACGCAAAAAAAAACGUGUGUACCUCGUGUAUACAUAUAUUAUAAAUACAACGUGCGUGUACUCGCAAAGGGAACGUCUCGAGUUGUUCCUUCCGAAUUCUGAUGAGCUUUGGAUUUUGUAUAAUUUUUACGCGAAAUAGAUUUAAAAAAAAAAAAAUAAAAUAACUUCAAAUUCGUGCGUGGUAACAAAAAUUGCGCCAAUCAAUUUUUUUGUGGUACAUUUGAUCAUGGCGAUCGAAGUGUUUCGGAUAAUGAUAAUACACGGAGAAGAAUAUAUUCUUCUCUAUUUUAAAAAUAUAUUUGUAUCUUAAUGAAUUUUUUGAUUGCCUUAAGUGUGAGAGAAAUUAAACUUAUAAAAUCUGAACCUAUUAAUAUAUUGUAAGAGUUACCGAGAGAAAAGAGAAA
Molecule: messenger RNA, 4646 nt
Organism: Pseudomyrmex gracilis
Lineage: Eukaryota; Metazoa; Arthropoda; Insecta; Hymenoptera; Formicidae
Gene: PIP5K59B
Product: phosphatidylinositol 4-phosphate 5-kinase type-1 alpha-like
Exons: 18
Coding region: 57-2330 (757 amino acids)
Biological process (GO): phosphatidylinositol metabolic process
Molecular function (GO): phosphatidylinositol kinase activity
Source: RefSeq, a predicted model, not a curated record